UUUUCGAUUAUUAGAUAAUAAACCAAUAUAAUAUUUUUGUUAAGACUUGAGCGUACAAAUUGACACAAAUUUGGCCUCGAGGUCGCUCAUGCCUGAUAUGAGAGAUCUUCGCAUGUGAAGCAGAUCUUUCGACAAUUCGCACGUGCGAGAAUCAUAAGGUCUCCCAAUAUUUCUAAAAAGAAGUCCUGAAAAGCCUUACUAUAUAUCUACAAUCAUUUUUCUCGGCACAGGGGGAUAAAGAAAAAUGGGAUCUCCUGCCGUUUCUAGCGGACAGAAACCACACGUAGUGUGCGUGCCUUAUCCGGCUCAAGGGCACAUCAAUCCGAUGCUAAAAGUAGCUAAACUCCUCUACGCCAAAGGCUUUCACGUCACCUUCGUCAACACCGUCUACAACCACAACCGUCUCCUCCGCUCCCGUGGUCCCAACGCGCUUGACGGGCUUCCUUCGUUCCGUUUUGAAUCCAUCCCUGACGGUCUACCGGAGACUGAUGGCGACAGGACGCAGGAUACCCCUUCCGUUUGUGUCUCCACCGAGAAGAACUGUCUCGCUCCAUUCAAGAAGCUUCUCCGGCGGAUCAAUAACGGAGAUGAUGUUCCUCCGGUGAGUUGUAUUGUAUCGGACGGUGUGAUGAGUUUUACUCUUGACGCCGCAGAGGAACUCGGUGUCCCGGAGGUUAUUUUUUGGACCAACAGUGCUUGUGGUUUUAUUACUUUUCUACACUUUCAUCUUUUUAUCGAGAAGGGUCUAUCUCCUUUUAGAGAUGAAAGUUACAUGUCUAAGGAGCAUCUAGACACAAUUAUAGAUUGGAUACCGUCGAUGAAGAAUCUUAGGUUAAAGGACAUCCCUAGCUACAUCCGUACCACUAAUCCUAACAACAUAAUGCUCAAUUUCCUCAUCCGAGAGGUCGAGCGAUCCAAACGCGCUAGUGCUAUCAUUCUCAAUACGUUUGAUGAUCUCGAGCAUGAUGUUAUCCGGUAUAUGCAAUGUAUUUUACCUCCGGUUUAUUCGAUAGGACCGCUCCAUCUCUUAGUGAACCAAGAAAUCGACGAGGCUAGUGAAAUAGGACAGUUGGGGUUAAAUCUGUGGAGAGAGGAGACGGAAUGUUUGGAUUGGCUCGAUACUAAAACUCCAAACAGUGUUCUUUUUGUCAAUUUUGGAUGUAUAACGGUGAUGAGUGCAGAACAGCUUGUGGAGUUUGCAUGGGGGUUGGCCGCAAGUGGGAAAAACUUUUUGUGGGUCAUUCGGCCUAAUUUAGUGGUCGGAGAGGCUAUGGUGGUUCCCUCAGAGUUUUUAGCGGAGACGGCAGACCGGAGAAUGCUGGCAAGUUGGUGUCCUCAGGAGAAAGUCCUUUCCCACCGGGCUAUCGGAGGAUUCUUGACGCAUUGCGGGUGGAAUUCAACAUUAGAACUCUCCGGUGGUGUUCCAAUGAUAUGUUGGCCAUGUUUUUCGGAGCAGCCUACUAAUUGUAAGUUUUGUUGUGAUGAGUGGGGAGUGGGUAUAGAGAUCGGAAAAGAUGUGAAGAGAGAGGAGGUCGAGAGGGUAGUUAGAGAGCUCAUGGAUGGAGAGAAGGGAAGAAAGCUAAGAGAAAAGGCGGAAGAGUGGCGGUGCUUAGCAGAGGAAGCGACUAAGCAUAAACUUGGUUCGUCGGUCAUGAAUUUUGAGACGCUUAUAAAUAAAUAUUUCUUAUAAUCUUUAAUAAGACGAACAAGUAUUGUAAUGCGGUAGUUAAUUACACAUUAUAUGAUGAUCAUAUUAGUGGUAGACCUUGGACCAUUCUAUAGAUGUGUUUUACUGGUA
Capsella rubella is the source of this 1798-nucleotide messenger RNA. RefSeq names its product UDP-glycosyltransferase 85A7. The record is from RefSeq and is a predicted model, not a curated record. Gene Ontology annotation, molecular function: UDP-glycosyltransferase activity. Lineage: Eukaryota; Viridiplantae; Streptophyta; Magnoliopsida; Brassicales; Brassicaceae.